GAUUCGUCUCACCAUUUUAUAACCAAACUGUGUAAUUAGUUUUUAUUUUCAUCUAUAUUUAAUGCUCUAUGCAAAUGCCGCAUGAUUCGAUUCGCGGUGUCACCAUGGCCCCCAAUCAUGUCGACGAAAACGAGGAGAAAAGCCGAGCGGACGACACGGGCAAUAAUAUAUAACGCGCGCUUUGCUCCCAGCUGCCAUCCUGGCCUGUCCGCCAUGCAUCCCACGACGCGCGACGACGAGCUAGCCAACUCCAUAUCCGCUCCGGCCGGCCAGCGGCAGCUCCACCAUCCCCUCCAGUAUAAAAUCCAUGGCGCGAGCGCGAGUGGCCCCAAGUCACUUCACUUCAUUUGGCGUUGCGUGGCCUUAUUGGUUUUGGUUGGUACAAGCGAAGCGACAAGCCUAGCUGGCAAUGGCGGACGCGCCAGUGGCGGCAGCAAUAAUGGGCGUGCAGGAUCAGCAGCGGAGGCGGCGUACGCGGGCGUCGAGCGAGUACCUGGGCGUGCGGCGGCGGCCGUGGGGCCGGUACGCGGCGGAGAUCCGCAACCCGGUCACCAAGGAGCGCCACUGGCUGGGAACCUUCGACACCGCCGAGGAGGCCGCCGUCGCCUACGACCUCUCUGCCAUCUCCAUCUCGGGCCCCGCCGCCGCGCGCACCAACUUCUACUACCCGCGGGACGCCACCGCACUGCAGCGGCAGGCGGAGCUGCUGCCUUAUGAUGAUGCUCCGGUGCCAUCGCCAGCGCCGCCGCCCUCGCCGUUGUCCGGCGGUAGCGGCGGCGGAACAGUGGAUGAUGAUGAUUAUGAAUGUCAGCUCACGGUGGAGGAGGCUGAUGCUGAUGAUGAGUCCAUGACGAUCGCCGCCAUUCUGCAGAGCUUCCAGCAUCUGAAUAAUGCUCCAUCGGCAUCCUCUGCUGAUUCGCUGUAUUAGCUGUAACGUGUUUGAGAACCGGGACAGUGUGUGUGUGUGUGUGUGUGUCUACUUGCUGAAUAGGUAGGCCGCUAAUAGAAGGUCGUCAUGCUCAUUGUCCCAUCCCAUGUUAGUAGCCAUCUUUAGCAUGUCUCCGUUUUGUACUAGGAGAGAGAUAUGAUGCUUGCAGUUUGCGAGGUAUGCAGAGAACACAUAAUCAGUGGGUGCACAAUCAGCAAGCAGUUCUGGGAGAAACUGGGGUUCCGGUAAUAAUCGGAAUGCCUGUUGACUCCAUCCACAAUUUGUUGAAGUGUUCCAAAUUCAACGUGAUGCUUUCUCUA
Sorghum bicolor (sorghum) is the source of this 1248-nucleotide messenger RNA. Its product is annotated as ethylene-responsive transcription factor LEP. NCBI's taxonomy places the organism in Eukaryota, Viridiplantae, Streptophyta, Magnoliopsida, Poales, Poaceae. The transcript has a single exon. Bases 410 to 928 code for a protein of 172 amino acids. The record is from RefSeq and is a predicted model, not a curated record. Gene Ontology annotation, molecular function: DNA-binding transcription factor activity; DNA binding. Gene Ontology annotation, biological process: regulation of DNA-templated transcription.